AUGCCUAAUGGAACGAGGUUCACCCAUGGCUUCAACAUGNGGGCCAAUUCCUCUGUUGCAAGGCAAGCUACGUACCAGUCUGCUGCUUAUGCCUGUAAAGCCAUUGGAAGCAAUUUGCUUUUCUGGGAAUACGGCAAUGAACCUGACUUGUUCCACGCUUCUGGAUACAGACCCGGACCAGCCAAUUGGAGCGAAGUCAACUAUGUCGACGAAUGGUUGAAUGGAACAAGCAACAUUCAGAAUAUUGUGCAAGAGGCUUGCCCACAACUUGCAAAGACUAAAUUUAUGGCGCCUAGUAUUGCUGGUGUAGCUGCUAAUGAAUACUUUACUCUGGAUCCAGUCACAGUGUUUAAGGAUAACAUCAACGCAGACAACAGCAUCGGCAUCAUUUCUUCGCACAAUUAUAUGGGUGUUUCCACUGCUGCUGGUAUAACUCUGCAAGACACUCUCAUGAAUCACACCAAUGUGAUUGUCAAGGCUGCAGCACAACUCAAUGUCUCUGCCAAUAUCGCUGCUUUAGGGGCUAAAGCCCCAAAAGUCCCAUUUAUACUCGGCGAACACAAUAGUCUGGCGAGACAGGGACGUCCUGUUNACCAAUCCUGGCAACCCAUCACCACAAACCUCACCACCAUCGGCACAAAACCUCCUUACUACGGUAACCUCGCAGUAGCAGCCAUGUUGCAUAAACCCUGUGCCUCUUCUGACCUUCGCAUCACCUCUUUACCCGCUUCCACAGAGUUUACUGCUUUCUACACCGCUCAUGUGGAUACCACACUUUCCCGUAUCUUGAUUGUGGAUCUACAUACCUACAACACCACUGCAAACAACUAUACUACGCCUUUUGCUCGCCCAGUGCUGCAACACAGCUUCAAACUGCCGAGCGGUUGCAAGGGUGGCAGUGUGCAGAGGUUGAUGGCGAAUGGUAGUGAUGCAACUACAGGGAUCACCUGGGAUGGAAAGAGUUUUGCUUAUGAGUUGGAUGAGGGUAAAGGUAUUAAGCUCUCAAACAUCACGAGUGGGGAAAUUGUAAAGGUGGAUAAGAAAGGUGGGAUCAAGGUGGAUGUGCCGUGGAGUAGUGCUGCAAUUGUGACUUUGGAGUGUUGA
Molecule: messenger RNA, 1104 nt
Organism: Aureobasidium vineae
Lineage: Eukaryota; Fungi; Ascomycota; Dothideomycetes; Dothideales; Saccotheciaceae
Source: the annotation of a GenBank genome assembly